This is a messenger RNA of Zingiber officinale, 2438 nucleotides long. RefSeq names its product putative 4-hydroxy-4-methyl-2-oxoglutarate aldolase 2. Gene Ontology annotation, biological process: regulation of RNA metabolic process. The transcript is spliced from 2 exons. The record is from RefSeq and is a predicted model, not a curated record. Gene Ontology annotation, molecular function: ribonuclease inhibitor activity. NCBI's taxonomy places the organism in Eukaryota, Viridiplantae, Streptophyta, Magnoliopsida, Zingiberales, Zingiberaceae. Bases 1739 to 2245 code for a protein of 168 amino acids.
CUCACUGCUGCUCGAUCACGCUGUUUUCUGACCGCAACGAUCAAUUGCCCAUUUUGAUUCCGCAGGAAAUCCAUAAGAGCUAGUGAUUUUUAGCUUUGGUCUGUGAGAUCUUGAAUCUCAUCCAUAUGUAGCUUGGGGAAUACGCCCAUUCUUAGGCAGUUUUUAUUCAUUUUUCUAUGUUGUUUAGUCAAAAUAGCUAAGGGCAUUAGUAUAACUAUUUUCCCCUUUUUUAUCUUGUUUAUCUCUAGUAUGAUGCUAAUUACCACUUGUUUAUAUCUAGUAUGAUGCUAAUUACCACUUGUGCAAUUUUUGAGAGCCAUAGUGCCAAAAGCCUCUAGAAGUAUGUUAUCGCCUUUGAUUUAUCUUUAAUAUGUUGUUACUGAUCAUUUGCAAUAUCUUCAAGGGUAAUUGUAUUACUAUUCCUUUUCAAUUUAACAUUCGUCAUAAAAUGAUUAGCUUGCAAAUGCAUUUGUGGUUAUCCAUUAAUAGUUUAGUACAACUUUUGUACAUAUAUUUUUGGUAGCUCAUAUUUUUAAAGAAUAAUCUAUUCAAGUUACUAAAUCGAAAUCUUAGUUGCCUGUUAAUAAUUAAAUAUUUCAUCAUUGCAAUCUUCAUCCUCACCUGAGUCUAUAUGUUUUUUCCUCAAUAGAAACCCAAACUUAGAUGUUAGAGUUUAUCUAGCAAUGCUUAACAACUAAGGAUUUUUUUUUUUAGAACUACUUAUAUUUAACUAGCAAUAUUGACAUGAGUAGAGUUCACAAAAAAGAGUAAUGUUGCCUUAUCAAAAUUAUCUAAAAGUUAAUUUUUGGUGCACUGGUUAUGCUUUUUAAUUUGUCCAUUUGCUUGUCCUUUAGUGUUUCUCGGUAGUUUUCAAGGAAAAAAACCUCUAUCAAGUUCAUGACAUUGAUACAAGUUUUUUUCUUCGCAUUAGUUGUUUAGCCAAGAUGAAGAAAUGUCCUAUGUGAUAUGAGUUUGCUUCGAGCCAAUUUCUUCUAUAGGAUAAGAAUUCCUAAUUAUCAGAAAUGAAUUCUCAAGGAUUCAAAUUUCAAAUCUUCUGUUAGAGUUUUAGUGGGAAAAAGAGAAUCAAAAUUUCAUUUCUUGUGGACUUGUGGAACGUAGAUCUAUUUGAUUUUGAAUUCUUGAACACAAAUCUGAUCAAUUCUAUAGCAUUUUUGAAUCUCAAUUUUGUAUGAAAAUUGAAUUCUAAUUCCCACUUAUUUGUUUCCCCAAUACAUGAUUCUAGUAAAUUUAUACUAGACCUGGGAAUAGGGGACUAGGGGGGUGGUUCAAACCAGCCUAUAACGCAGUUGAUCUUCUCAGUUUGUGAUGAAGGUUAAUCAUUAAGUUAGAAGUCCUUGAUGAAACCUCUAAAACUAGCAAGUCAACUGGGUUAUAAGCUUGUUGAUCAUCUGCUGCAUUGUGUGUCUAUUGAUCCAUCCCUUCAUCAGGAGAGGUUCCCUUAGCGAUCGGCAGACGGGGAAUGAAUGUUGCAAGAUGAUAUCAUUGUUCAGAGCCUGCUUAUCGUCAUCACCAGUGGUAGCAGGUUAUCGCGAAACAUCUCACGGUUGAAGUAGAUUUAGUGAAAGGGAUUAAACUCAAUGUUGUAAACAUUCUUCCCCAACAUGAAACAGGAAAGUAAACUUUUGAACAGACCGAUGGGCCAGUUGGCUUUCUCGGGCUGGGCAGACAUGGUAGAUUGAUCGCAUUGUACAUUUGUACCAUGUACUGACUGAGCAAAAUGUCUGCUUUACCAUUAGCAACUGCUGAAGCAUGCGAUGCCAAUGUACAUUUAAUCCUGAACGGCGAGCUCCGGGCCCUCCAACCAAUCUUCCAAAUCUAUGGCCGGAGGCAGGUCUUCUCCGGUCCCAUCGUCACUCUCAAGGUCUUUGAGGACAAUGUCCUCAUCCGUGAGUUCCUCGAGGAGAGAGGCAACGGCCGUGUUCUCGUUGUCGACGGAGGAGCAAGCAUGCGUUGCGCCAUCUUGGGAGGUAACCCGGUUCAGCAGGCACAGAACAACGGCUGGGCCGGUAUCGUGGUCAACGGUUGCAUCAGGGAUGUGGACGAGAUCAACGGGUGCGACAUCGGUGUGAGGGCCUUGGGCUCUCACCCCAUGAAAGCAAACAAAAAGGGAUUCGGGGAGAGGCACGCAGCGGUUAACAUCGCCGGGACGAGGAUCUGUGACGGCGAGUGGCUCUACGCAGACAGUGAUGGCAUUUUGAUUUCCAGGACUGAAAUCUCUAUAUGAAAUCCUCUGAUGGAUCAUGAAUGCUGCUGCAUCGUGUAAACCACUUUGGAUCAGUUUGAGCUACAACUUCUUAUGUUGUCUUCUUGAUGUAUAUAACACCGCAGUGAUUUAAAGGCAUGUGGGACUCAUUUGGAGAUUUCAUUACAUCUGGAAGAACAAUAAUGUAAUGAGUGUGAUUUGGGUUUUUAAGUUA